AGCACGAACGCGCUUCAAGCAUCAACUCAUUCACAAACUGAGUGAAGCGAUAUUUCUAAGGGACUUUCAGGCUCUUCGAGGAUACUCUCUGGAAAAAUGGACCCUUGCGAAUGUGCCAAGACUGGAACUUGCAACUGCGGUGCCACCUGCAAGUGCACUAAUUGCCAGUGUACUACCUGCAAGAAGAGUUGCUGUUCUUGCUGCCCAUCUGGUUGCAGCAAGUGUGCCUCUGGCUGUGUCUGCAAAGGCAAUUCCUGUGGCUCCAGCUGCUGUCAAUGAAGAGGUCAACGUGAUGUUUUCUACUACAAUGUGAAUCUGUUUGUCUACUCGUCUGCGUUUUGCAUUGCAUGAUUGUCUUUUACAAGAUAAUAAAUGGCCUCCUUUUGUUCUCCAAAUGUUUGUUUAAUGUUGCUAAAAUCAUCUAACAAAGGCUAAAGAGGGAAAACAAUGCACUGAUUUGUACUGCUGCAAAUAAGACUAUCACAAAAUGUUCUGUUUUCUCUAAAUGAGACUAUUGUAAGUUGUUUUGCCAUGUCCUUUGUCUACAAUAAAUGGUAGCAUUUA
Danio aesculapii is the source of this 564-nucleotide messenger RNA. It is a transcript of the gene mt2, whose product is annotated as metallothionein 2. The record is from RefSeq and is a predicted model, not a curated record. Lineage: Eukaryota; Metazoa; Chordata; Actinopteri; Cypriniformes; Danionidae. The transcript has 3 exons. Gene Ontology annotation, molecular function: metal ion binding. The coding region runs from base 97 to 279 and encodes 60 amino acids.